AUGGUUCCUAAGGAUUACUCCUUGGCAAUGAACUGCGCAGAAAUGACCCUGUAUCAGUUUCUAGACAUGAACAGUUCUGUUUUACUGGAGCGGCUGGCCCGCACACUCUCCUUCCUUACCUGGGAGCUCGAGAGUCAGCAAGUGUUUCAUUCAAGUAAAAUGGAGAUACCACAGGUUUCUGUUUCUUUCAUAGUUCCUGGAAACUUUUUGACAAAGAACACAUGGAAGAGCUAUGCCCAAAAGCAUGAAGCACACUGCCCAGCUUCACACUCACCUUCAUGCCCAAACACACAACACACCACCCAGCCUCACACUCAUGUUCAUGCCCAAACCCACAACACACCGCCCUCUCACACUCUCCAUCAUGUCCAAACCCACACCACACCACCCACUCACACUCACCAUCGUGUCCAAACCCAUAACACACCACCCAGCCUCACACUCACCACUGUGUCCAAACCCACAACACACCACCCAGCCUCACACUCACCAUCGUGCCCAAACCCACAACACACCACCCAGCCUCACACGCACCAUCGUGCCCAAACCCACAACACACUGCACAGCCUCACACUCGCCAUAGUAUCCAAACCCACAACACACCGCCCACUCACACUCACUGUGUCCAAACCUACAACAUACCACCCAGCCUCACACGCACCAUCGUGUCCAAUCCCACAACACACAACCUACUCACACUUACCAUCGUGCCCAAACCCACAACACACCACCCAGCCUCACACUCACCAUCGUAUCCAAACCCACAACACACCGCCCACUCACACUCACUGUGUCCAAACCUACAACAUACCACCCAGCCUCACACUCACCAUCGUAUCCAAACCCACAACACACCACCCACUCACACUCACCAUUGUGUCCAAACCCACAACACACCACCCAGCCUCACACUCACCAUCGUAUCCAAACCCACAACACACCACCCACUCACACUCACCAUUGUGUCCAAACCCACAACACACCGCCCACUCACACUCACCAUUGUGUCCAAACCCACAACACACCGCCCACUCACACUCACCAUCGUGUCCAAACCCAUAA
Messenger RNA from Lepus europaeus (European hare), 1062 nucleotides. Its product is annotated as salivary glue protein Sgs-3-like. The transcript has 3 exons. Lineage: Eukaryota; Metazoa; Chordata; Mammalia; Lagomorpha; Leporidae. The record is from RefSeq and is a predicted model, not a curated record. The coding region runs from base 1 to 1062 and encodes 353 amino acids.